AUGCCGAAUGCUAGCAACCUUGGUGAUGACAUGCAAGUUGACAUGCCUCAGACGAAAAGAGCUCGAAUAACUUCGCAAAGCAGCGGUGUUGCCGAAAGUACUGAAACUGAUUGGCUUAACGUAGUUCUUAAUAAACAAGAGGUGGAUCCUAGUUGUGAAGCCUGGGAUUUCUACUUUCAAGACUCUCAGGUGCCAAAACAUAAGGCUCCUAAUUCUGACAUUACCUUCGCUACGCCUUUCGUCUUCAAGCCCGUAAAUCCGGCCCAGGGAUUUCCAACUGGUGAUUUACCAAACUCUUCUCGAAGACAAGAAUCUUUAUUCUCUUCAAACUAUCCGUCUUUCUCUGCAAAUACUUUAUCCGAAGACCAAGUCGGUAAGAUAGUUGAGAUUCUUGGAACUGUAUUGGAAGAACGUGAAGAAGGACAGUUUACAAGACAUUUAUCAAUAGAAAAGUUCAUGAAAAUUUUUGAUGAUGCAGACAAUUUUUUAUUAUAUCACUCCUCACCUGUUGAAAUUGAACCAAAUAAUAGUGAUCUAGAAGCUUUCUUUUGGUAUUACCGUAGAGGAACUGGUACAUGGAUUGAAAAACUUCUUAGAGGUUCUUUUCAACCAAGUAAUGUCAUAAGCUAUUCAAUUAGUCAAUCUUCGAUAAUGUCAUCUUCUUGGAGCACUUAUCCUCAAGCUCCAAGGGUACUGGAUCCUUGUAUGGGAAUAGGUUCUUUUCUUUGCGAGUUCAUACAUCGUGUAACUCUUGCUGCACGACAAUGUCCUUCAGUGUGGCAUGAUCCAAAAGCAAUUUCCCAUCUUCUUCAAUCUUUAACAGAAAAUAUUUGGGGUAUAGAAAUCGAUGCGUUCGCGUUUCACCUUUGCAAACUUAACAUAACGAUACACAUGUUACCACUUUACAAACGCUUCGUUCAACUUUCCUAUCCGAAUGAAAUUAAAUUACCACGCUUACAUCUUUUUUGUAAUGAUACUUUAAAUUUAUAUCUCCCAAAGCGAGAACUUACAUGGGAAUAUGAUAAUUUAUGGCUACUGCGUUCUCCUCAACGUCUUAAAUUUGAUUAUAUAGUAACUAAUCCUCCCUAUAUGAUUCGAAAGACUGGAUUCAUAUCAGAGCCUGACAGUGAACUUUUUGAUGAACGAGUGUUGGGUAAAGGUGGCAUGCAAGCUUAUGCUUACUUUUUUUGGUUUUGUGUCGAAAGAUGUCGGGAAGAGGCUGGGGAAAUAUGCCUUAUUAGUGGUAAGCCUCCUAUUACUUCAGAACCACCAACAAUAUUUUUACGAUACAUGAAUCGCAAAGCAACAUUACAGGAGACUCUAAAAGCUUAUGCAAACUUUAAUCCAAACAAUACACCCUUCGAUAAAGAUAUGCAUUGUAAAAUAACACCACCUUAUCCACACACUAUUCUUCCUUCUCCUACAAGACCAAAUACCAAUCCGGUAUAUGCUCUCGUUGUUCGAACAUCAUGGGCAUAUUCUAAAUUUGGUAAAGAAGUAUGUAGACAAGCCGAAUUUUGGCAAAAAAUGGGUGAUGAACUUCGACUUGAAAAAAAGGAAAGCUCUCCCGCAGAAGCUUAUGUUCCAUUCCUUUCAUAUAAUUCAUGUGGUUCUACUAUAUCUAAAGAUGGACUUGAACAAGAAAAGUCCAUGUAUUCUCUAAUAAUGGUUGAUCGUGAUGCAGUAGAUAAAGUUCGUAAAGAUUUUGGUGAAACCAGUGAAUUCUGGAUUUACCUUAAAGAAGCUCGAAAAUAUUUACAAACUAGCAUGACAUCACGAGAAGUCGCUUAUUGUGGAACUAGUAAAUGCGGGUAA
Molecule: messenger RNA, 1815 nt
Organism: Racocetra fulgida
Lineage: Eukaryota; Fungi; Glomeromycota; Glomeromycetes; Diversisporales; Gigasporaceae
Source: the annotation of a GenBank genome assembly